Messenger RNA from Pelobates fuscus (common spadefoot toad), 2082 nucleotides. RefSeq names its product transmembrane channel like 8 (gene TMC8). The coding region runs from base 157 to 2082 and encodes 641 amino acids. The transcript is spliced from 16 exons. Gene Ontology annotation, molecular function: mechanosensitive monoatomic ion channel activity. Gene Ontology annotation, cellular component: plasma membrane. Lineage: Eukaryota; Metazoa; Chordata; Amphibia; Anura; Pelobatidae. The record is from RefSeq and is a predicted model, not a curated record.
GAGGGCAGCAGCGACGAUCACUUCUCUUGUGGUUUCCUGUAAUGCAACAGCUUUGCAUCUCGACUUCCUUUCCAACGAAACUCUCCUCUUGUUAUUGUACAUGUAAACAGGAGCCAGAGGUGCUGAAAAACAUCCCUUCGAGAAACGGAUAACGGAAUGAGUAAAGCAUCCCAACGAUGGACGAAGCACAUCUACCUCCGGGACCAUCCAAUGACCAUACAGGAGAAACGCAGAUUGAGGGAGGAGAUGCAAUUUAGGAAUUUAAAUAAAACGUUUUUGGGACCAUGGCAGAAUUGUGGACAGUGCUCAUACGUCCACCCAACAUUGGAGCAAUUACAGCAAAUCCUGAGAGCCUGCAAACUGUGGGAGAGGACACUGAUUUCCAUCAGGGCGAGGUUCGGUUCUGGUAUCUCCUCUUAUUUCUCCUUCCUUCGCUUCCUGAUACUCCUGAAUCUUGUUUCACUUGUUUUCACCUUCGGAUUACUUGUUGUCCCAACCAUCGUCUUCACCAAAGAAGCAGCUGGUCAGACACCACCAGAUGCUCAGUGUAUAAACUUUCGGCAUCAAAAUAGCACUAAGGGUGUGUUCAUAGAUCUUUUUACUGGAGAGGGUUUUUUGAAGAACUCCUUAUUUUUUUACGGCUAUUAUUCUGAAGAAACCACCGAUUUGUCUUUGUUCGAUAUCCGCCUGGCGUAUCUGCUGAUCCCCCUCGUCUAUUUGCUACUCUGUGGAUUAUACCUUUUGCGGUGCACUGUACAAGGCAUUACCACUCGCCGGGUGAGGAGCAGAGAUUACAAAACACCAAUCAGCACCAAAGUUUUUUCGAGUUGGGACUUCUGUGCACAAGGACUGAGGAUGUCUUCCCUAAAACAGCAGAGUCUGAGCUAUGAGAUCAAGUCUCAUCUGGCGGAGGAGCUCUGGCUGUUGGACUUUGAAAGACAGGCUGUUGGUAGAAGGGCAUGUGUUAUUUCCACACGCGUGCUGAUUAACUGUGUAAUCCUGGCAUUGCUGGGCGGUGCGUUCUAUUCUGUACAUCUUGCAACUGGGGUAUCAUCCCCGGACUAUCACAAGAUAGAAGUGCCUCCUAUCCUGGGUUUACUGAGACACUACCUCGUCCCUUUCGUGAUCUCUUUGGUACAUCUUAUCCUCCCACCCAUCUUCACGUUAUUGGUAAGAUUCGAGGGUCACUCACCCAGCGCAGAGAUUACCGUGACCCUGAUUAGGUAUGUCUUCCUGAAGCUGGGGACCUUGGGGAUUUUGUUUUUUUCUCUGGGACAGAAGAUUCUGUGUUUGGGGAGCGCAGAGCCCUCCUGUGGAACGUGCGGCUACAACACAGAUUUUGAGUGCUGGGAGACAUCGGUGGGACAGGAGUUUUACAAACUGAGCCUCUUUAACUUCCUGUACUUCAUGAUGGAUUUCUUGGUUUUACAAGUUCCACGCAGUUUCCUGGUAUCACGGGUCAAACUGAGUGUGAUUGUUUGGCUUGGCAAGGAGAAAUUCCAUCUGCCCCAGAAUGUCCUGGAUACCGUGUAUGGACAAACAUUGGUGUGGGGUGGUCUGUUGUAUGCCCCCCUUCUUCCACUGCUGAACAUCAUCUUUCUCAUCAUCACUUUCUACGUUAAAAAGUUCUCUCUUUACCGGCUCUGCGCUGCGUCCCAGAAGUUAUUCCGUGUGUCCUCCUCCAGGAUCCUCUUUUACUUCGUCCUGCUGCUCGGACUGAUAACAACUUAUUGUCCCUUGAUUUAUAUGGUGACCAGUGUCCGUCCAUCUCGAACCUGCGGCCUGUUUACAAAUCACAGCACACAGUGGGAGUCCGUCCAGCACAGUAUGUGGUCAUCGCUGUCUCCAGGGACCAGUACAAUCCUAAAUUACAUCACAUCAACCUAUUUUCCUUUUACUCUUCUUAUGGUCUUCAGCAUUACGCUCACGUCGUACUUCUCCAAUGUCCGUCAGUAUGAACAGAUGAUUGAUAAACUGAAGGAUCAUUUGUCCUAUCAAAUUCUAGACAAACAGUUUCUGGUAAGAAGACUAAAGGAAGAGGACAAUUUGAAAGUGACGGAGCAGCAAUCUGAUGGCUCCUGA